This is a messenger RNA of Eremothecium cymbalariae DBVPG#7215, 822 nucleotides long. It is a transcript of the gene REX4, whose product is annotated as putative 3'-5' exonuclease. The transcript has a single exon. Gene Ontology annotation, cellular component: nucleus. Bases 1 to 822 code for a protein of 273 amino acids. The record is from RefSeq and is a predicted model, not a curated record. Gene Ontology annotation, biological process: rRNA processing; ribosomal large subunit assembly. Lineage: Eukaryota; Fungi; Ascomycota; Saccharomycetes; Saccharomycetales; Saccharomycetaceae. Gene Ontology annotation, molecular function: 3'-5' exonuclease activity; nucleic acid binding.
AUGAGACUAUCAUCUAAUUGGCUAAAGCUCCAGAAAGCAAAUAGUAUUCCUGUAAGGACAGGAUCACACCGUUCUGAAGGGGAUACUGUCCAUAAAGUGAGAGUGGAUGUCCGUGCUAGAGAGAAGACAAAGAAGUCGAGGGCAAUGAGCUAUGUUGCCAAAAUGAAUAAAGAGAUCAUGAAAUCAAAAUCCGCAAGUCAUUCUAGUACUGAUGGUACUGAUAGUAAGUUGGAAGAAAUUAUAGAGGAAGAUAUUAAAAGUCAAGCUGGUAAGCGAAAUGAUAGAACUAAAGAAAUAGGGAAAUAUGUUGCUAUGGAUUGUGAAUUUGUUGGAGUUGGACCAGAAGGCAAAACAUCUGCAUUAGCUCGAGUUUCGAUUGUGAAUUAUUACGGGAAUGAGGUUUUAGAUGUUUAUGUAAGACCUUCUGAGCGUAUUACAGACUAUAGGACUUGGGUAAGUGGAAUUAUGCCUCAUCAUAUGAAGCAUGCAAUACCCUUCAAACAGGCUCAGGAUAAGGUUUCUACAAUACUGAAGGAUAGAAUUCUAAUUGGCCAUUCAAUUUACAAUGAUCUUAAAGUACUAAUGAUUUCACACCCAAGAAGAGCUAUAAGAGAUACUGCUGAGCAUGCUGCAUUUCAAAGUAAAUAUAAUAGUGGUCAUAAGCCCAGCUUGAAAAAACUGGCGACUGAUGUACUUGGCCUUAAUAUUCAGAACGGUUCCCACUCUUCAUUAGAAGACGCUAGGACUGCGUUACUGCUAUUUAAGCACGAUCAACAAGGAUUUGAAAGACGUUAUUGGAAACAGAACCGAACAUUGGAUUAA